GGGAUGUGAUGCUGGAGAACUAUAGCAACCUGGUGUCCGUAGGGUAUCAAGCCAGCAAACCAGAUGCUGUCUCCAGGUUGGAGCGAGGAGAACAACUGUGGCCAGUAGAAGAUGACAGCCAUGGUCGAAUCUGUCCAGGUCCUGACUCCCCAGGAGCAAAAGAAUCAGUAGAAGGAGGAAGAAGUUACAGGAUUUGGUAUCAGCAUUACUGGGGACAUGCUUGAUUGAAGACAGGUAUCAGAACAGAAAUUUAGAGCAGAUCCAGAAGACACAGCAACAGAGCCUUCUUGUUGCCAGCUGUUUUUAGAGAACGGAAGAAAAUGAUCCAGGCCCAGGAAACCCUGACGUUUGACGAUGUGACUGUGGACUUCACGUGGGAGGAGUGGCAGCUCCUGACCCCUCCUCAGAAGGACCUGUACCAAGAGGUGAUGCUGGAGAACUAUAGCAACCUGCUGUCUGUGGGUUAUCAAGCCAGAAAGCCAGACAUACUCUCUAAGUUGGAUCAAGGAAAACCAUGGACGAUGGAAGAUGAAAUCCACUGUCAAACCCAUUCAGGGUAUCAAGCCAGCAAACCAGUUGCUGUCUCCAGGUUGGAACGAGGAGAACAACUGUGGCCAGUAGAAGAUGACAGCCACGGUCGAAUCUGUCCAGAAAUCAGGAAAGUUGAUGACCUUCUGCAGCAUCACUUGCCAAAUCACAGCAUUCAAAAUACUGUGGAACAAUGCUGCGAACAUAAUACAUUUGCAAAUAUUGUUAAUCAGAGCAAAAGUCAUUUCCUGUUAAAGCAAAAUUGUGAUAUGUUUGACUUAACUGAAAAACCUUUAAAAUCAAAUAUAAGUUUUGAAAACCAGAAGAGAAGCUGUAACUUAAAGAACUCUGCUGAGUUUAAUGGAGAUGGGAAAUCCCUUCUCCAUGCUAACCACGAGCAAUCUUUUACUGAAAUUAAAUUUCCUGUAAGUGCAAAACCCAUCAACAAUAACUCCCUGUCCACUAAGCAACAGAGAACUCACAACAUAGAGAAAGCCCAUGUAUGCAGUGAGUGUGGGAAAGCCUUCUUCAAGAUGUCUCAGCUCUUUGAUCAUCAGAAAGUUCAUACUAGAGAAAAACCUCAUGGAUGCAGUCUGUGUGGGAAAGCCUUCUCCAGAAAAUCCAGGCUCACUGAACAUCAGAGAACUCAUACGGGACUGAAACAUUAUGAGUGCACUGAAUGCGAUAAAACCUUCUUUAAGAAAUCGCAGUUCAAUAAACAUCAGAAAAGUCAUAUGGGAGAGAAACCUUACACAUGUAGUGAAUGUGGGAAAGCAUUCACCACAAAGUGUCUGCUCAUUUAUCAUCAGCGAACUCAUACAGGAGAGAAGCCCCAUGGAUGCAGUCUGUGUGGAAAAGCCUUCUCUACAAAGUUCAGUCUCACUACACACCAGAAAACUCAUACAGGAGAGAAACCUUACAUAUGCAGUGAAUGUGGAAAAGGCUUCAUCGAGAAGAGGCGUCUUAUUGCACACCAUCGAACUCAUACUGGUGAGAAACCCUUUGUAUGCAGUGAAUGUGGGAAAAGUUUCACCUUGAAGAAGAGUCUUAUUCCACAUCAGCGAACUCAUACUGGAGAGAAACCCUAUACAUGCAAUGAUUGUGGAAAAGGCUUCACCUUGAAGAACCCUCUCAUCAGACAUCAGCGAACUCAUACAGGAGAGAAACCCUAUGUAUGUAGUGUAUGCGGAAAAGGCUUCACCAUGAAGGGUGAUCUUGUUGUACAUCAGCGAACUCAUAUUGCAGAGAAACCAUUUAUAUGCAGUGACUGUGGGAAAGGCUUCACUGUGAAGAGCCAACUGAUUGUACAUGAGCGAACUCAUACCGGAGAGAAACCCUACGUGUGCAGUGAAUGCGGAAAAGGCUUUCCAGCCAAGGCCCGGCUGAUUGGACAUCAGCGAACACACACAGGAGAGAAACCUUAUAUAUGCAGUGAUUGUGGAAAAGGCUUCAUUCAGAAGGGCAAUCUCAUUGUACAUCAGCGAACUCACACAGGAGAGAAACCCUAUGUAUGCAACGAAUGUGGCAAAGGCUUAUCCGCGAAAAGGAAGCUCAUCGCACAUCUGCGAACUCAUACUGGAGAGAAACCAUAUAUAUGCAGUGAAUGUGGCAAGGGCUUCACCGUGAAGAGUACCCUUGGUACACAUCAGCAAACUCACACUGGAGAGAAACCGUACAAAUGCAACGAGUGUGGUAAAGCCUUUAAGAAGAAGACACGCCUCAUACAACAUGAGAGAUUUCACUCACGAAAGAUCUUUGCAUGUACUGAAUGUGGAAAAUUCUCUUUGUGCAAAAGUGAUCUCAUUACCCAUCAGAGAAUUCACACAGGAGAGAAGCCAUAUGAAUGCAGUGAAUGUGGGAAAACCUUCACCACAAAGUCAGGGCUCAGUGUUCACCAAAGAAAACAUACAGGAGAGAGGCCCUAUGGAUGCAGUGAGUGUGGGAAAGCUUUUGCCCACUUGUCAAUCCUUGAUAAACAUAAGAGAAUUCACAGGUAGUCACUUUGGGGAAGCCUGUUGCCGGUUGUAGACCCUCAAGAUAAUAGUAUGCAGAGAAGAAUCACAAUGCAAAGAAUGUGGUAUUAUCUUUAGUGAUCAAUUACCUCAUAUUUUAUAUUGAUGAAAAAAUUUACAAAACUACUCGGAUACAAUCAGCCUUGGUGAAAAUAUUUUAGGACAUUCUAUGUCUAAAAAGUAUAUACUGAGAUAAAGCCUAUGAGUGUGAAAGACUAGGAAAGCCUUCAGUGGAAAUAAACCCUAUCAUAUGUGAUCAUCAUAGAUCAUGAAUGAAUGAAUAUUUCUAAUUGGUAGAAGUAUAAUUGUGGGAAAGCCUUUGCCCAGAAGUAAUUCCUCAACAGAUGUCAGUUAUCACUAGAAAAAUACUUUCCUGUGGCAAUGAAUAUGGCAGGGUUUGCAGUAAUAAAUAUUGCUUCAUCAUUUGCCAGGAAAUCCGUGCAGAAACACAUUCUAUAUGGUGGACUUUAACAAAAUAUCAGACAACUUAAGGAAAGAAGCCUUGGGGAAAUGAUGAAUGAGAGCAUUCUGUUACAAGUCUUAACUUAAGGGAUACUACACCUCACAAGCAACUGAAGGAUACCUUCAGCCAUAUUUCUAGUUGCCUUGUCAUUGAUCUUAUAAAUUUUACAUAGUGGCAGUUACUCUCAACAUGGAUUGAAUUUUCAGUAUUUAACUUUUGUAUUUCUUUGGUUCCAAGUUUGUGUUAUUUCAGAAGAUUUGAAGUACUUCAAAAUGAAAAAUGUACUCGUUUCGUAAGUAUAACAACAGAUUUGGAUGUGUUUACCAAGUUUGUAAGUACCAUCAGGGGGUUUAUAAAAUUAAUAUAAAUGUGAUGUUUUUAUAACUUUUAAUUUUGAAGUAAGUUUAGAAUCACAAAAACAAAUAUUCCAGAGAUUUCCUAAAUGCCCUUCGGCCCACUACUCCCAAAGGUAAAAUCUUUUAAUAACCACACAGUAAACUGUGUGGUUAUAUAAGGUCAAAUAGAGGAAAGUGAAAUUGUUACAGUGCUGUUAACUACAGGGUUUAUUUUGAUUGCACCAGUUUUAACAUGUAGUAGUUUUUGUUUGGUUUUUAUAUAUCGCCUUAAGAAACUUUAUCACAUAUGUAGGUUCCUGUAACCAACACCCCAGUAAAAAUUCAGAAUGCUUUGUCAACACAGACUCCCUCAUGCUAUGUCCUCAUAGUCACAUCCUUUCCCCGACACUAACCCUUGGCAUCACAGAUCUUUUUGUAUCCAUAAUUUUGUCAUUAUAGAAUAUUAGAAAAAUAGAAUCGUUUAGGAUGUAUCCUUUUGAGGUUGACUGUUCGACCUUGUGAAAUUGUAGAAAAUAGACAUAUUGGUCUCUGUCCCUGGUUUCUGGCACAGAGCUUCUGAAACCCUUGUAAAUUUCUACAUGAUAAGAGCGUGUGGAGCAUCUCUUACUCUAUUGAUGUGAUUCUGGGUGGGCUCCUGGAUGGGAGUUGGUCACCAGAGAGACCCAGCCAUGAUUAGAAGCUUGGAAUUUUCAGCCCACUCCCCAUCUUCCAGAGAAGGGAGAGGGGCUAGAAAUGGAGUUACUAAUUAAUCAUGCCUAUGGAAGGAAGCCUCCAUGAAAUCCCAAUAGUAGGUAUUUUGGAGAGCUUCUAUAUGGGUGAACACAUUCAGGUAGGGGGGAGAGUAACACACCGUAGCACAGGGACAGAAGCUCCUGUGCUUGGGACCCUCCCACACCUCGCCCUAUUUUUGUCUUCAUUUGGCUGUUCAUCUGUAUCCUUUAUCAUAUCCUUUAAUAAACUGAUAAACGCAAGUGUUUCCCUGAGUUCUGUGAGCCAUUUAGCAAAACUAAUUGAACCCAAAGAAGAGGUGGUGGGAAUCUCCAGUUUGUAGCCAAGUCAGACAAAUUGUAGGUAACUUGGGCACCUGCUACGUGUGAUUGGCAUCUGGAGUGGGGUGGAAGCAGUCUUAUGGGACUGAGCCCUUAACCUGUGGGAUCUGACACUAUCUCCGAGUAGACAGUGUUAGAACUGAGUCACACUUAAGGACCCAGUUGGUGUAGUGGAGAAUUGCUUGGUGUGGUUAAAUGCCCCACCCCCAUUAUUUGGUGACAGACAUGUCAGAAGUGUUGCAAGUGUGGCAGUAGCAUGAGUAAAAGAAAUACAACUAUGGAUUUUUCCACUAUAGACCUCAAGUAAAUUCAACCUUAGAUCCAUCCAGAAGCUCUCUGCACAUCUUUUCUGCCACAAGAAUAUCAGAGUUCAUGCAACUGCCCGUACCCAAGGUAUUCCUGCCUAAGGGUUCAAGGGCACCAUCAGUUUGCUGGUUUUGCCCAAACUGAUGACUAAAAUGCAUCUCAUACCACGUUGGCCUUGGAUAGGUGCCGGCCUCUGAAAAUAUAAUUUAGCUCUAUGCCUGUGACCAUCUCUUGCAAAGACAGGAAGGCAGUGGGGUGCCCAUAAGACAUUUCUGUGUCUUCCCACCCAGCAAAGUGAUAGCAGCCGUUAAAGCUGCUCCCGUCCUAAAUGCCAAAACCUCUGUGAGGUCAUGGAGCCAUGUGAUGUCAUAGGACCUGUGCACGGCCAGAACUCGGACUUCUGAAGCUAACCCAGAGCCCUCGCCAGACACACUCCUUCCAGGCGCUUGGCUUCCCUAGCAACAGCUACAGAAGCACUGCAGGGAGAACACAUCACAAUCAGAAGUGGUUUUGGACCGGGUUCAGCCUUUGGCAGCUUCCAGAGGAGUCUUCAGAGGCUCAAGAUCUGCUGAGCCUGAUUCUGGGUGAGGAUCCCCAGUGAGGGGCCUUUGGGGUCGGUGAAGAGGGAAUGCGUGUCAAUGACUGUGUUUGGGGUCUAUUUGGGUUGAGUCACUGAGGAAUCUGGGCGUUAGUGAUGGAGCCUUAAAUUAAGGCUUAAUCUGAAGUGUUUAAUGAUUGAAGGUCCUGUUGGUCAGGGUUUAGGGUCUAUAUGUUAGGUCUGCAAGACUCGGUAAUUGAAAACUGGAUGGAAGGUGUGAAACCAAUGAGCACUGCUUCUCCCCUAGGUUAGCGAUUUAAUAUCCAGCUCAUGAUCUGGAGAAGCCUGGAAUUGGGGGAGGAGUGUCAAUGGGCAAGAGUGUCUGUGGUAAAUUUCAGAUUGAAUUUGAGGUCAGUGUUGUUUAGGGAGUGCAGAGUUUGUCUGUGUUUGAGAGCACAGGAGUCGGGAAGUUUUGAGAUCCAUAGUCCCAGGCUAGUGGGUGUUUAGAGGCUCAACCUUUGGAUCCUUCCUCAAGGUUCCUAUUAAAAAUUUGUCUCCUACAUACUCUUCUCAUUGUCCCCACAAAAAUCAGAAUAAUGCACUGUGGUCAAGUGGUGUGUAUAGGAAUAAAGACAGGAUAUUUGUUCAUUUUACUGCAAAAUUUACUCUUGGAUAUUUCCUUUCAGAUUUCUUUGACACAAGUAAGAACAACCAUUUUCCUAAAUUCUACUCCUCAAUGAGAGCCAUUUCAGUGAAAAAAAAAAUUUUUCAGACUACUGUUCUAAAACUUGGGAUCAUCUGUAUAAACAUACAUUCAAGAAUCUCCCUAUCUUCUAGGCUGUAUCUUUUGCAUUGUGUCUGGCAAAUAAUAAAAGUUCACGUUUUUUCAUCUUAUAACCAGUAUUUCAUAUUUUCAGUUUUUUGAAUUUCAACAAGUCUGAUAGUUGGGUACUUGUAUCAUAUAGCUGUUUUAAUUUGCAUCUCCCUAAUAACAAAUGAUGUAGACCAUUUUUUUCAUAUGCUUGUUUGCCAUCUGUUAUCUUUGAUGAAGUGUCUGUUCAAAGUCUUUGCCCAUUUUUAAAAUUGGGGUUUCUUA
Balaenoptera acutorostrata (minke whale) is the source of this 6348-nucleotide messenger RNA. Its product is annotated as zinc finger protein 615-like. NCBI's taxonomy places the organism in Eukaryota, Metazoa, Chordata, Mammalia, Artiodactyla, Balaenopteridae. Gene Ontology annotation, biological process: regulation of transcription by RNA polymerase II. The record is from RefSeq and is a predicted model, not a curated record. Gene Ontology annotation, molecular function: DNA-binding transcription factor activity, RNA polymerase II-specific; RNA polymerase II cis-regulatory region sequence-specific DNA binding.